Messenger RNA from Myotis davidii, 1685 nucleotides. It is a transcript of the gene TMEM174, whose product is annotated as transmembrane protein 174. The transcript has 2 exons. The record is from RefSeq and is a predicted model, not a curated record. Bases 159 to 890 code for a protein of 243 amino acids. NCBI's taxonomy places the organism in Eukaryota, Metazoa, Chordata, Mammalia, Chiroptera, Vespertilionidae.
CUUCUACACAAAGUUCAGGCCUCUGCCUGUUCUACUCUGUUAACCACAGGAGCCCAAAGUUCUCCCAUAACUAAUCUGAACCUGUGAUCGCUUGCUCUGCUCUUAGGAGCUCUCACACUCCCUUUCCCUCCUAAGGAACAGGUGAUUGUGUGAGGACGAUGGAGCAGGGCAGCAGGCCCUUGGAGGACUUCCCUGUCAACGUGUUUUCCGUCACUCCUUACACACCCAGUACCGCAGACAUCCAGGUGUCCGACGAUGACAAGGCAGGGGCCACCUUACUCUUCUCAGGCAUCUUCCUAGGACUGGUGGGGAUCACGUUCACCAUCAUGGGCUGGAUCAAAUACCAAGGGAUCUCCCACUUGGAAUGGACCCAGCUCCUCGGGCCCAUCCUGCUGUCGGUCGGGGUGACGUUCAUCCUGAUUGCUGUGUGCAAGUUCCAAAUGCUCUCCUGCCAGUUGUGCAGCGAGAGUGAGGAAAGGGUCCCUGACACGGAGCAGACGGCAGGAGGACAGUCAUUUGUUUUCACUGGUAUCAACCAGCCCAUCACCUUCCAUGGGGCUACUGUGGUGCAGUAUAUCCCUCCCCCUUAUGGCUCUCAAGAGCCCAUUGGGGUGAACACCACGUACCUGCAGCCGAUGGUGAACCCUUGCUGCCUCACACCACCUGGAGUGGUGGCCGCUGCCACGCCAAGCCCUCCUCAGUACUGCACCAUCUACCCUUCGGAGAACUCUGCCUUUGUUGACGACCAGGACUACCCUGCCUUCACGGAUGGUGGAGAUGACAGGUCCAGCCCUGAUGCUGAGCUGCUAGAAGAGAUGCAGCGGGGAGGUGAGGACUCUGCUGACUUCUCUCCUCCCCCCUAUGAGGAGAUAUUCUCCCUCCCUCGAUAGAGACUAAUGCUGAGGGAGUAGCCUGAAGUCAUUGUUGCUGACAAAUGAAGUGUUCUACGCUGCAACCUUCAGGAGGCAGACAGCAGAGCAGCCUGACAGACACCAUUCAAGGGGGGUGGGAGGUGAAAUGUCUCAAAUUGGUAAAAAUAAGGCUGGGGUGGAGAAAUUACCUUCUGAUACAGUGAGGGAUCCCCCGCCUACAGUUCACCAGCAGCAUGCCUACCAGUGAGAGUAGGGGUGGGAGGGAGGCAGGGAAGAGAAAACUGGCUUUCCCAGGGCCCUUCUCAGUUCCCAGGGUACAUUUGCAUAUCCCAUCAGGUGUCCCCGAGGACUCUGGGUAUCUUAAAGGCUGCAAUAAACAAACGAAUAAAUGGAGUACAAAAUAAAGAAUAUGUUCUGUUAGGAUAUUGGAUAGGUGUCUAAACCAUACAAAAUAAGUAAGGAUAGGACAAUGAUGUCAUUAGAUACUUAAGUUAUCAUUGGGUCGCAGGGACUCUGGGCUGCUGAUGCUCUUGUGGGAAAGUUUAGGCUUGAUGUGUCCGCCCAGGUUGGGAUCAGUGCUGGGCACGAGCUGCCUGGGCGCAGUGCCGGCAGAACCCGGGACUUCUCUCAGCACCUCACAAGAGUUCUGUAGAGUUAGACAGAAUGGAGCUGCCAUGCCAACACCUGGGAAAUCAUGGAUCGUGGAAAUAAUCGUUAUAGCCAAGACAAGCUCAUCUCUUUUAUAAAAAAACACACACAUACUGUUGCCCUUAAUUUCCAUGAAUCCGGACUAUGUAAUAAACAACCAGAACA